AUGUCAGAAGGUUUCGUAGGAGUCUGUAGGCAGCUACGAGAUAUGGAGCGGCCCUGUCGCAGUAGCUCGAAUUCUCGCAGGCUCUACCCUUUCGGGUCCGUAGCUGGAGAUCGGUUAUCUGAGCUGUUAUGUUGUAUCAUGUGGUGUAAUUUGUUGAUUGAGAAGAAGAUGGGGAAGGACAUGAUGGAGAUCUGGUGGUGUUGUGCGCUUGCAUGGCAGGUCACCCACAAUCUUAAUAAAAUUAUUCUUCGUGUUUCUGAGGGGAGAUCGCACGGGGAUUCCCGGGUUCUCCCCUCUGCUGUCUGUGUCCCGCUUUCUCUUGUGUUUGCCUUCCAAUCAUUGCUCAACUCUGCUAGCGCUGAACUUUCACGAGGUACUCCAACUUCAGCGUUGCAAUCAUUUAGCAUGGGGAUUGCUCCAGUGCCCCCUCUCUGUGCUUCUCUUAUCUAUGCUUUACAAUCACUCGCUGAACAUGAUAGCGCUCACGAAAUUCAGCUGGAAUCUGCAUAA
Molecule: messenger RNA, 510 nt
Organism: Dovyalis caffra
Lineage: Eukaryota; Viridiplantae; Streptophyta; Magnoliopsida; Malpighiales; Salicaceae
Source: the annotation of a GenBank genome assembly